Molecule: messenger RNA, 609 nt
Organism: Miscanthus lutarioriparius
Lineage: Eukaryota; Viridiplantae; Streptophyta; Magnoliopsida; Poales; Poaceae
Source: the annotation of a GenBank genome assembly
AUGGCGGACGCCGUCGAGCGCUUGAAGACCGGGUUCGAGCAGUUCAAGGCCGAUGUCUACGACAAGAAGCCGGAGCUGUUCGAGCCACUCAAGGCGCACCAGUCACCCAAGUACAUGGUGUUCGCCUGCUCCGACUCCCGCGUGUGCCCGUCGGUGACCCUGGGCCUGCACCCCGGCGAGGCCUUCGCCGUCCGCAACAUCGCCAGCAUGGUGCCACCCUACGACAAGACCAAGUACGCCGGCGCCGGGUCCGCCAUCGAGUACGCCGUGUGCGCCCUCAAGGUGGAGGUCAUCGUCGUCAUCGGCCACAGCCGCUGCGGCGGGAUCAAGGCGCUGCUCUCCCUCGAGGACGGCGCGCCAGACAAGUUCCACUUCGUCGAGGAAUGGGUCAGGAUCGGCGCCCCGGCCAAGACUAAGGUGCAGGCCGACCACGCCUCGGUGCCUUUCGAAGACCAAUGCUCCAUCCUGGAGAAGGAGGCCGUCAACGUGUCCCUUGAGAACCUCAAGACCUACCCGUUCGUCAAGGAAGGGCUGGAGAAAGGGACCCUCAAGCUAGUCGGCGGCCACUACGACUUCGUCAAUGGAAAGUUCGAGACAUGGGACCCCUAA